CUUUCAUCAACAUAAAGGCUGGGAGGUGCCAAGGCCCCACCCCGACGAACGGGCGGAGGAAGGGCGGAAGGGGGCAAGGAACAGACCAAGGAAGAUGAGCAACACUGCCAGCACCGCGCCCUCCUCACCCCCUACAAGAUGGGAAGGUUUGAUCUUUCCCACAGGUCUUAUACUUGGGGCGAUUCCUGCAACAGGGAAACCAUUCGGGUGCUAAAGCUGCCAACCGCACUAAUUUUCUCAAUAAAGAGGAUUAUUUAAAUCCCGGGCAUGGCUCGUGGAGGAUCUUUUCUUGUUUGGAUGCUGCUGCCCUGUUGCUGUUCAUAUCUUGUUUUACCAUCAAGAACAGAAUUUAGCCCCGGGUUUUAACCCCCAGGAUAAUUGAGGAUGGAACCAUCAUGCUCAGGGUAGUUCUUGCACCGCUGACAAGGGAGCGAUCCUUCGGAAAUGUUCCUCAGCCUCAUGCCAUACUAUAUUAUCAACAGAGAGCAACCAAAGGAGGCCUUUUAAUUGCUGAGGCCACUGGAGUUUCAGACACUGCUCAAGGGUACAAAGACACUCCUGGCAUUUGGACAAAGGAGCAAGUAGAAGCAUGGAAACCGAUCGUGAAUGGAGUUCAUGCUAAAGGAGGAAUAUUUUUCUGUCAGAUUUGGCAUGUAGGAAGAGUCUCUAAUCACACUUUUCAGCCUAAUGGGCAGGCUCCAAUUUCGAGCACUGAUAAGCCACUCAAACCUGUAGCGAGAGCCAACGGCAUAGAUGCGCCUACAAUCUCAACUCCUAGGCGGCUACAGACUAAUGAGAUUCCUUUGGUAAUCAACGAUUUUAGGGUUGCUGCUAGAAAUGCAAUUGAAGCCGGAUUUGAUGGUGUUGAAAUCCAUGGAGCUCAUGGUUAUUUGAUUGAUCAGUUCUUAAAGGACCAAGUCAAUGAUCGCACUGACAAAUAUGGUGGGAGCUUAGAGAAUCGCUGCCGGUUUGCACUGGAAGUAGUUCAAGCCGUAGUUGAUGAAGUUGGAGCUGAUAAGGUUGGGAUAAGGCUCUCACCGUUUGCGAACUAUUCAGAGGCAUCCGACUCAAACCCAGAAGCUCUAGGCCUAUACAUGGCACAUGCACUGAACAAAUUUGGAGUUCUCUAUUGUCACAUGGUGGAACCACGGAUGGUGAAUAUUGGUGAAAAGUUUGUAACUCCCCAUAGUCUUCGCCCCAUAAGGGAUGCUUUUAAGGGAACAUUUAUUGUAGCUGGGGGAUACGACAGGGAUGAUGGAAAUAAAGCAAUCGCCGACGGCUAUGCUGAUUUGGUAGCAUAUGGGCGCUUGUUUCUAUCCAAUCCUGACUUGCCUCGGAGGUUUGAAAUAGGUGCUCCUCUCAACAAGUACAUAAGAGAUACUUUCUACCUCUCUGAUCCAGUUAUUGGAUACACUGACUACCCAUUUCUGCCGUCCAAUGUCUAGAUGGGCCUUUCAGGAAUAUUCAUGUAUCAGUACUAUGUUAAAAAGGAAUAAGGUCAUUGAUUUCAA
This is a messenger RNA of Triticum aestivum (bread wheat), 1511 nucleotides long. Its product is annotated as putative 12-oxophytodienoate reductase 11. Gene Ontology annotation, molecular function: oxidoreductase activity; FMN binding. Lineage: Eukaryota; Viridiplantae; Streptophyta; Magnoliopsida; Poales; Poaceae. The record is from RefSeq and is a predicted model, not a curated record. The transcript has 6 exons. Bases 396 to 1445 code for a protein of 349 amino acids.